GUUUUUUUAUUGUGUGUUUUUUUCUUAGCAACUUACAUUUUAAAGCAUAUAAUAACUUUAUUCGAAAAGAAACGAAAUCAAUAAUCUCAAACCACUGAGCAUGCGUGUGUACCAAUAACAGGGACAAGCGGCUCCACACACACAGAGACAGCGAUGCUUGUUCCUAUAGCAACAGCCUCUCGCGCACAUCCGCCGCCUCCAGCCUCGUCUUUACCGGAUCCGCGCGGCCUCUCCUCCUCCUCCCCACCGCACAGCAGCAUCCCUCCGUCGACAGGACAUUUCCUCACACGGAAAUACGACGGGGGAAGGAAAAUGGCGCUCAUCCCAUCACAGAUCCUCAGAGUAGCGAUCCUCCUCUCUUAUUUUUCCAUCCUCUGCAAUUACAAAGCCAUAGACAUGCCCGCGCAUCAAACAUACGGCGGUAGCUGGAAGUUUCUUACGUUCAUAGAUUUGGUUAUUCAGGCGGUGUUUUUCGGAGUGUGUGUCCUGACUGACCUAUCGAGCCUUUUGACAAAAGGCAGCGCCAGUAUGGAGCAAGAGAGACAGCUGAGGAAGCUGAUUGGCUUACGUGAUUGGAUGAUGGCUGUUCUGGCCUUUCCCGUUGGGGUGUUUGUGGUGACCAUGUUCUGGACUCUUUACUUGUACGACAGAGAUUUGAUUUACCCAAGACUGCUGGACAACUUUAUACCUCAGUGGCUAAACCAUGGCAUGCACACAACAGUUCUUCCUUUCAUCAUAAUUGAGAUGAGAACAACACACCACCGGUAUCCCAGCAGGCCCUGUGGACUCUUGGCGGUGUGCGCGUUUGCAGUGGGAUACGUUGUAUGGAUGUGCUGGGUGCACAGCAUGACGGGGGUGUGGGUUUAUCCUCUGCUGGAGCACAUUGGGCCCACGGCCAGAAUACUCUUCUUCUUCUGCCUCAUGGCUCUGAUCAAUGUCUACUACGUCUUGGGAGAAAUUCUGAACAACUACAUCUGGGAUUCCUCAAAGUGCAUUCUGGAAUCAGACAAGACCAAAACUGACUGAGGAUCAUCACAGACUCUUUUUCUUCCUCUGAGGUCUAAUCAGACUUUAACUUCAGUUUAAACCAACAUAAUAUAUUUAUUUUGCUCUCCUUUUAUCUCAUUUUACUCACCCUCAUUGAUGCCCCUUAACUGAAAAAUAAAGCACAGACCUGCAUUGGCUUGAACAUUAAGUUGAAUAAUUCAUGUAUUGAACUUCCGGUAUGAAUGUUACAGCGUUUCAGAAUACCUCAAGCUUUGCGUGAUCACUGAAUUGUGUGUACUGAACACAUGCUGCCGUCACGUGUCCAAAGCCAGUGUUACAAACAACCAUACAUAUUACAUAUUGCAUAUAUCACUCAUGAUGGGUGUUAUUUACUUAAGAGAUGAUUUAUGGGUAUUCUGUCAUUAUUUGCCCCUGUAAAAUAAAUAAGCAACACCUUUA
This is a messenger RNA of Danio rerio (zebrafish), 1446 nucleotides long. The record is from RefSeq and is a predicted model, not a curated record. Lineage: Eukaryota; Metazoa; Chordata; Actinopteri; Cypriniformes; Danionidae.